UGGUGAAAAUGAUAUUCUCCAAUAUCUCAUCCAUUUACCAGUUCCAUUCCCAGUUUUUUUUGCCAGAACUGCAGAAACGUAUGGAGAACUGGGAUUCCAGUGCCAGGAUUGGGGAUAUCAUCCAGAAGGUAGCUCCUUUCCUGAAGAUGUAUAGUGAAUAUGUGAAGAACUUUGACAAGGCGGUGGAGCUGAUCACCACAUGGUCUGAGAAGUCCUUGCCAUUCCAGGAGCUCAUCUCAAACAUCCAGAGACGGAAGAUCUCUGCCAACUUGACCUUGCAGCAUCACAUGCUGGAGCCAAUACAGAGAAUCCCCAGAUAUGAACUCCUGCUGAAGGAUUACAUUCGAAAGCUGCCUCCAUCCUCACUGGACAGGGAAGAUGCGCAGAAAGCCCUAGAAAUGAUUUUCACUGCCGCCGAGCACUCAAAUGCUGCCAUUGCAGAAAUGGAACGUCUCCAGAACCUUUGGGAGGUUUACCACAGACUGGGGCUUGAAGAUGACAUUGUUGACCCUUCUAAUGAGCUAAUUAAAGAGGGGCCUAUUCAAAAAAUUUCCUUCCGCCACAACAGUACAUCAGAAAAAUACCUGUUCUUGUUUAAUAACUUGCUGCUGUAUUGCGUACCAAAAGUCAUUCAUGUGGGUGGAGAAUUUCAGGUGCGCAGUCGGAUUGAUGUGGAGGGCAUGAAGGUUCGGGAACUAAAUGAUGUGGAAUUUCCUCAUGCUUUCCUUGUGUCAGGGAAGCAGCGGACUCUGGAACUGGAAGCCAGAUCCCAGGAGGAGAUGAGGGAUUGGAUAAAGGCUUUCCAGUCUGCCAUUGAGAAGAAGGAGAAGAGGAGUGAGAGUUUCAAGUUAGCCGUCCAAGGGUCUGAAGGAGAGAUCCAAGAUUUCAGUCGGUGCCAGUCUGAGGAGCUUGGCAAAUGGGCUCCACAGUGGGUGAGAGACAAACGGGUAACCAUGUGCAUGCGUUGCAAGCAGCCGUUCAAUGCCAUCACACGCAGAAGGCACCACUGCCGGGCCUGUGGAUAUAAAGAAUCUGCAGAAAUAUCAGAGCAGAGCCUGAUGUGCAGUUUUCUCCAGCUGCUGGAUGAAAGUGGGAAGGGGAGCACGCGGAGCUGGUUUGUGAUCCCUCGAGAUGACCCUCUUGUGUUGUACGUUUAUGGUGCACCUCAGGAUGUCAAGGCUCACACCUCCAUCCCCCUGCUGGGCUACCAAGUCAGGGAUAUGCCCCAGAGUGACACACGUCACAUCUUCCAGCUCGUCCAAUCUAAGCAGGUGUAUACAUUGAUGGCAGAGACAGAAGAACUGAAGCAGCGAUGGAUGAAAGCCAUAGCUCUUUCAGCCCAUGGUGAAGAGGAGGAAGAAUCAUUUGAUGAACAGAAUAGCGGGGACCUUGUCAGGAGGCUGACAUGCUCUUCCUAGCACUUCAGCAAGGGUCAGAUCACAACUCACAUGUGGUUUCUUUCCCCAGAUCUAUUGCCAGCUCACAAGAUAACUUUUGAUAUCUGAUGCUUGUUCUGUGCAACCCAUAUAUUUGUAAUAUUUUGCAACUGUAAUUGGUUAACCAUAUUGGAAUCUCUUGUUGCAGUCUUGUAUAACCCAGUUUUUCCUCAUUCACUUAUGAGCCUGUCAUGUGAAAUUGUGCUGAAUGCAUCACUCAAGUCAUAAUACAUUAUUAUAUACUACAGUAGAGGAAGUGCCAAAAUAAGCAUUCACAUACUAACCCCUGUACUAACACCGGAACAAAGAACACCUCAUCAACAAACACAUAGCUCUCUCCCUCCUUCCUAUAUCCCAAUCUGCAAAAUUGACACCCGAUCAUAGAUGCUGCCUCUGCCCCUUUUCAGGCUGAAGAAUCCAGAUGUUCCUUUCUACCCAUCUCCUCCAGGAAGGAAGGGUCCUGGAACCUAUUGAGAAAGCCUGUAGCUGAGUUCUAGGACAGUGUGAGAAACUCAGACCACCCCCUGAUAAAUGUUACAGAGUCUAAUGCUUCCUCAACUAUUUCUAGUGUGUCAGAUUCCAUUGUUUCCUGACCCAACAGCCCAAUAUUCCUCACUAAGUGGGUAGGCUUUUUGGCCCCAUUCAAUCUAUGGGAGAUGUUAGUUGAAGCUCAGAGGAAGACACCUGGGGUUACAACACACAGUCUGUUCAUCCCUGUGCUGUAAUGGCCACUAGAUUACAGGGCUGUUGAAAAGGUUUAGACAAUUGGCAACUAAAUGGAACCUCCAUAUCCAGAGGCAGUUGAGGCCAAACAAUUGCAGAAAGUGACCAUUACCAUGCUCUGCUUGCAAGCUUCCAGAAUCAUCUGGCUAGCCACUGUUAGUUACAGAAGGCCAAACUAGAUGGCUUGAUCCACUAAAGCCAGUUCUUUAUCCUGAGAAUGCUCUUGAUGCAGUUCUGCUGCUGACAUGAAAGAUGUAUACUGGCUGGCUGGGAGGGAGAUUGCCUUGGUUGGUGUCUGAGCUCCUUGCAGAACCAACAAGGUAUAUGUAAUGAAUUAUAAACCUUUAAAUUCUCAUGCUGUUUUUCAGACAUCAGAGAAUUCACCUACUUUUCAUGAUCACAUGGAAAUAAUUGCAGAUGAUUCAGCUUGCUUUCUGGCACCUCUGACCUGAAUGCAUGUUGAUCCUUCAGAAUAUGUUUAGCUGAUUGUUUCUUUACCUUGCUUCAUGAUCCCUUUCUCAUCAGUUUGUUAUUUCACAUGCAGUGGAGCCAGUGUGAUGUAGUGGUUAGAGAGAUUUAGAUCUAGGAGACCCAGGUUUAAAUCUCCAUUAUGCAUGGAAACUUGCUGUGUGACCUUGGGCCAGCCUCUCUCUCUCUCUCUCUCUCUCAGCCUAACCUACCUUGCAGGGCUUUUUGUUGUGAGGUAUAAUGAAGGAAGGGAGAACAAUAUAUGCUGCCCUGAGCUCCAUGGAGGGAGAGUACUAAGUAACUAAACCCUGUACUAAAUAAAUAUUUUUAAAUGGUGCUUUACGGCAUAAGCACUUGUCCCCUGAAAAAAAUGUGCAUCUCCCACCUUUCUUACAAAGAGGAUCCAAAUAUGUCAGAGUGCUCUCACAAGAAAUGCUUCCUUUCCUUUGUGAUGAUUGCACACCAACCCACAUGAUACACAUGACAUGACAGUCCUUUUAAAGAUACUACUUUCAUCCUUUUCUGAUGUAAGCGAGACCAUGCCCAAAGGAGGGCAGCCCAAAUCCAGCGCGUUACUCUGCUACAAUUUCCUAUAAUUUGUAUCCAGCUUACUUUUAGUGUCUUGCAUUCUUUGUCUUUAAAAAUGGCUUUGUGUAUUUUAUUCCUUUAUAUAUAAUCUACAGUGGUUUAUAACCAAAACACGAUAUUUU
This is a messenger RNA of Eublepharis macularius, 3337 nucleotides long. It is a transcript of the gene FGD2, whose product is annotated as FYVE, RhoGEF and PH domain containing 2. Gene Ontology annotation, cellular component: cytoplasm. Gene Ontology annotation, biological process: cytoskeleton organization; filopodium assembly. The record is from RefSeq and is a predicted model, not a curated record. The transcript is spliced from 12 exons. NCBI's taxonomy places the organism in Eukaryota, Metazoa, Chordata, Lepidosauria, Squamata, Eublepharidae. Gene Ontology annotation, molecular function: guanyl-nucleotide exchange factor activity; metal ion binding. The coding region runs from base 9 to 1418 and encodes 469 amino acids.